CGGGCGUCGAAAUCUCAGAAGCGCUGUCACUUAUUUGACAAUCAUGUUGUGCGGGUCUACUACAGAAUGUCCUUUCUGUGAUGUGUCACCGGACAAGGGGUUUGAUAUUGUAAAUGAGAACCCUGAAUAUGUAGUGUUCAAAAAUCAUAGUCCUGCUUCCGCCUUCCAUCUGCUCGUAAUUCCUAGGAAGCAUGUCGGAAGCGUGAAAGAUUUGGACGCGUCGCACAUUCCUUUGGUCCAAGAUAUGCUCGCGUUGGGUGCAGACUCACUGACGCUCCUGGGUGCAACAAGCGAUCAUAGAAGAUUUGGCUUCCAUAUUCCGCCCUUUACCUCGGUUCAGCACUUACAUCUGCAUUGCUUCGGCCCGCCCUUCAACUCAACCCUAGCUGAUUUGAGAUAUACGGUGCGAAGUCGGCGUGACGGCAGAAAGGGCAUCUCUUGGUUCGCCGAGGUAAACCAGGCAAUAGCCACUCUGAAUCGUGGAGAGAGGGUGCGAAUUUUUUGAUAGCUGUAGACACAGUCGCUCUGAUAUUCUCGUCUGAGCCGAGGCUCGUAAUAGCGAAAUGUAGAUUUUGCGGCACCCGCGUCUCUAAGACUACUACAGAAUAAAUAUGCAACCUCAUUGUGUAGU
Molecule: messenger RNA, 631 nt
Organism: Cantharellus anzutake
Lineage: Eukaryota; Fungi; Basidiomycota; Agaricomycetes; Cantharellales; Hydnaceae
Product: HIT-like protein
Exons: 5
Coding region: 44-505 (153 amino acids)
Molecular function (GO): catalytic activity
Source: RefSeq, a predicted model, not a curated record